UAUACAUAUGUAUUAUGUAUAUAUAUGUCACACACAUACAUACACUCUGUCUCUCUCUCUCUCUCUCCACCAUAUAUGUGUGUGUGUGUGUGUGUAUAUUAUAUGUGUAUCUAUAUAAGACGUCAGUUUUAUGUGUCUGGCUUACUUUGGAUAUAUAGAGUUGCCGCGCCGUGUGUGUAAAAACAGCCAGCCUUCCUUCUCUUGGUCUCUUUACAAAGCAUCGCUUAUAUACUGUUUCUCUCUCUCUCUCAUAUAUAUAUAUAUAUAUAUAUAUAUAUAUAUAUAUAUAUAUAUAUACAUACAUACAUCAACAUUGGAUUCUGUAUUUCGUACACAUACUCAGAAAAGACCAGACUGCCAAAUUGCUAUGGUUCAUCUAAUGAUAAUGUCAAUGACACUACUGAUAACUGCUGUUGCUAUUGCUACAAGUUCUUCCACAACUACUGAUCUCCAAGAAACUUCAGAAUUAUCAUCCUGUGCUCAGCCUUUGCAGAAACAUCUAUAAAUAUGAACUGGUCUUUUCACUUUCAUCACCUGAGGUGUUGCCAGUGCUGCUAACUCAGGUGGACUAAUGCAGGCUACAAAUAGGUCCUGCUAGCCAAUGGUAGCAAACCAUGUCUGUGCUCCGCAAUGUUUUUGGAGGAUGUGUUUCUAAUAAGAGCACAGAGAAUAUAAAAACUGAAAAACUUAAAUUUGGUGUCGCUAUUUCAGUAGCCUUAAAAGCAGAUUAUAUACCACGUCCAUUUGUGGAUCUCCUUGUAUAUAUUGCCAAAGAAGGUGUCACAACAACUGACUUAUUUCGGAGGCCAGGUAACCCUUAUGAUACCCGACGGAUUGUCAAGCGCUUAGAAGAAGGAAAACCUGUGAUAUUUACCAAUUAUAACUUUUAUACUCUGGCAUCUGUUGUCAAGAAAUUUUUAUUAAAAUUACCAGGCGGCAUUUUUACACCAAGCGGAGAAGAAAAAUUGCUUGAAGUUCUUAACAUGUCUGAAUAUUCCGAUCAGUGUCAGCAUGUUAAUCAGUUUAUCCAGUCCCUUAGUGUUAGUCACCGUCAACUUGUUUCUUUACUGUUUGGAAUAUGGUUUCGUAUUGUUAAUCAUUCCGAUAUCAAUUCCAUGACAGUGGAAACAUUGGCUCGGAGUGUUGCUGGAAGCAUGUUUUUGACAUGCGCUGAUGACCCAGACAAAGUGGAACUAGCUAUUCGGAUUAUGCAAUUGCUCAUUGACAAUUUCGGAGUAGCCAAUAUGUUUGGCCAUGAAAAUAUUACCUACUUCACACAAACUACACUCACUGGUAUUAAUGUGCGGGAAAAAUUUCGCUAUGAAUAUAAUUACCCACCUGAGGAAAUCCUGCCUCGUGCCGAUGCCCUGCCCUGGUUUAAUUUUAUCCUGCAAGAGGAAGCCAAAAUACAUGGGUUCGAUCUCCAGCAACAUGCUAUAAAUAAGGAAGAAUUUUACAAUCAAACCCUACCUCAAGUGCGUUAUCAAUCAGAUGAAUAUGUUGGUUUGAGAAGACCUGCCCGAUUUGAUGGCAGCAAUAUCCGUUCAGAAUCUGUGGGUCCCAAUUGGCCAUCUUCCAACCGAGAGUCUCAUUCUGGUGAAGACUUACAACUAGUCGUCAAUGUUACAACGGCAUCAGCACCUGAAGUUUCAACUAUCCCUUCUCCUGAUAUUAGCAAGCGUCCCAAAUCCUUAGAAGAUAAUCUAAAUGAAUUACGAAGUGACCAUAAGACAAAAUGUUUGAGUCGCUACAACUCUGUAAGGCGCCGGCAGUUGGAGCGUUUACGGCAGAGAUCAGACUGGUUUCUUGGACCUCUGAACGAUAGUGUUUGUAGUAAUAGAAGUGGUGCCAGCAAUAACCAAAACGGUGAAAAUAUUGGCAGCAGUAGCAGUAUGGUAGAAGGUGUAUGUUGCGGAGAAGAAGGCAUUGAAAAACAGCAGCACCAGCCACUCAAAGCAAAAAUCUCUGGCACUUCUGUAACAAAGUCUUCAUCAGAGGGUGCUGAACUGGAUGUAAUUGGCUCUGAUGCAGAUAGUGUUUUUACGGACAACACCAGUCGAAGUGAGUCUCCAGCUUCUGAACCAAUUAGGAGUUUAGAUAUGCGUAAACCACGCACUGUAAUACAUAGUGACACUGUAGUAGAUGCCCUGUCAGUGACUGAAAAUGUACCAGAUACACAUGAUAUAAAACAGACCUGUGAAAAUGGAGAACAAAGUAAUGUGUGUUAUUUCAUGGUUAAACACAAUUAUGGGGAAACUAAUUCCUAGCAUUGUACUUAUAUCCAGAAUUUUUUCCCCCUGCCAUGUUUUUUUUAAAAAUAUCAAAAACAAACAAAAAAACAGCAACAACAUAUAAAAAAAAAAGAAGCCACUCUGAUUGUCAUCAUUAUCAUUUUUUUUAUCAUUGACAUUUUUAAAAUGAUAUUUUUAAAAUUAUUUUAGAUUACUUAUGAAAUAUUUUAAAAUAUUACAUAUACAUUUAUACACACACACACACAAACACACACACAUAUAUAUAAAAAGUACAGAAGUAAGUUUCAACUAUGUGCUUACUUUUUUUCCCUGCCCUUUCAUAAUUUUAAAGGUUGAAAUGGUUCAUAAAAUUUUUCAAUAUUUCCAAAUUUAUAAAAAUUCUUUUAGACUCUAGAAAAACUGAAGCCAUUAUCUUUUCUUUUUUAAUUAUCCUUUCCUUUUCUUUCUCUCUCUCGCUCUUUCUAUCUCUAUUUCCCAGUUAUCUUUUCAAAAUAACAUCUGCAGAAUGCACAAUCUAUUUAUUCUUGAAAUUAUCCCCUUAAUGAAAUGAUGCCUUAGAAAUUUAAUUGAACAAACUUUGUCUCAAGAAGAUUAGACUUACUGUUGCUCUCUUAAACACUAAAAUUUAAUCACAUAAUCAAUUAGCUGAAAAGAUGACUUGUUUUUUGUCCAUCAAUAAAAAAUGUUAAAGGAGAAAAAAAAAUGUUCUCUGUUAAAUCACUGAUCUCUAAAAAAAUUUUAGUUAAAUAUCAUCUUUUAUCUCAUUCAUUAAGUUACUGUUUUCAUCUCCUAGCCUUCCACAGCUAUCCACAAAAUAUCUUUAUACUGAUAUUUCUGUUUUUACUCUAGCAACUUUCCUCAAACUCUGUCAUUUAGUUUAUUUUCAUCACUAAUAAAUUGGCUUUUAAGAAAACAUAUUAUACAACACACAAAGAAGAAAGAAAAAUGACACUUAAAUAAUGAUACUAGAAAAGUGUGUGCAAUUAUUAACAGUACAUAUACAGAGAUAAUAAAUCAUUUAAAAAUUAUAUAAUGGUUAAUUGAUAGUUACUUUUCAUUAGUUUACAUUAUAAAUUUAACUUUUAAAUAUGUUUUGAAAAUCUGUAAUGAGAAUAUGCACUAAUUUUUUUUUUUUUUUCAAACUUAUGUUGGUGUUUCUUUCCCUUUUUCCUCUUAUUUAUUCCUAUAUUUUUUCAUUUGUUUAAUGAAUUAAAUCAUGGUCAUUUGAUUAAUUUCAAAUCUUCAGAGAUAAAUUAACUUUAAUUUUGUUAGAUAUCAACUUUAAUCUCUUCUUUUCUUUCUCAAGUAUGACUUUCCCAUCUUUAAUACUCGUCUUUAAAGUUUUUAAUCACACAAUUCAAGAAAUGCUAAGCCACCCUCAUUGGUAGCAUUCUGUUUCCUCAGACCAGACCGUUUUUGUCUUUAAUGUCUGUACAGAGAACCUUGUUUGAUCACUUGGCCCAAAAGGAUAAAUGAUGCUUCCCAUUGUGUCUUAGCAUAUUUUACAAAUGCAGAAAAACAUGAAGCAUGUCCUAGUUGGGACAGUAAAUCUCUUGAGAUGCUCCUCAGCGUUAAGCGACAUUUUAGUUAUUCUUCUUGUGGCAUAGGUCUACUUUAAAAAAAGGUUGACCAUUGUUACUUAAAAGUAAGAAUAACAAUAUAAAUGUAAAGUAUACAUCUUAUGCCUUACAUGUCACUGACCAAUAAUUGAUGCUACAUCUUGAUACCCAUUAUUAUUAAUUCCUAGAAUAAAUGUAAUCUCAUGAAUUCACCAUGUUUUGGAUGGUUGGCUUUAAAAAGAUGCUGAUAGUCUUCCAUUGAAUACUGAUUCACUCGGAAUUGUUGCUUGCAAAUAAUCACACACACACACCACCUUUUAUUAAUUAACUAUCAGAAAAAGAAAUUGCGUGUCCUAUAACCUGCUCCUUGAGAAAAAGAUAUAUCCUUAUGUAAUAUUUCUGCUUACAUAGGUGAAGAACUGUGGCCUACAACUUGCAACCUACAUAUAUACAUUCACUUUUAGCUAUUGAGAUUGUAAUAGGUAUCAUUUAUAGGCAUCAAUCACUCAAAACUUGAGUUUAGUCAAUGUCUAUGCUUAAUUUGUUUUUAUGUGCAUGCAUAUUGCAUGUGUGAUGGUGGUGGUGGUGGUAGUGGUGAGGAGGGGCAUGUCUACACUGACUAAUUCUAUGGUUCUUACUUCCUACAAUAGCUGGAGUAUCCUGUCUGCCAACAAAUCAACCAAUAGGUAAUGCAAAACUUGCACAAAAGAAAUGUAAGCUACCAUAUCUGACAUUCAGAACACUGAACUCCUCUGCCUUGCUUUUUAAAUCCAAAUGUUUAAUGAAACAUUUAGUGUUCAUAUAUGCACAAGUCUUAAAUCUCACAGAAAGUCUUCCUUGUUUUAUUGCUAGCAUUGCGUUUGUGUGUGUGUGUGUGUGUAUCUGUAAUCCAUAUCAUCUUAUCUUCACAAUUCUUGAGAUUCAUCUACUCUCAUUUUCUUUGCAUCACAAUUCUAUUGAACUAUGAUGCGAUACCUUUAAUAGGCUGUUUAAAUCAGUGUUCUUGCUGUAAGGUCAUCUAUCUAAUAUCAUGGUUAUCACUCACAACUUUAAAAAGAAUAAUAUGUAAAAAUAAUACUUUCUGCUAUAAGUAUAAGGUUUGAAAUAUGAGGGUAGGGGACUAGACAAUUACAUUGAUCCCAGUGCUCAAAUGAUACUUAUUUCAUUGAUCCAAAAGGAUGAAAGGCAAAGUUGUCCUCAGCAGAAUUUGAACUCAAAAUAUCAAACAUUUUGUCUGGCGUACUAAUGAUUUUGUCAGCUUGCUGCCCAAAUAGUCCUUUCUACUAUAGGCACAAGGCUUGAAAUUUGAUGGGAGGGGGAUAUUCAAUUACAUCAACCCCAGUGCUCAACUAAUACUUAUUUCAUCAACCCUUUACUGGAUGAAAGACAAAGUUGACCUCAGCAGAAUUUGAACUCAGAAUACAAAACCGGACAAAAUGCUUUGUGGCAUACUGUCUAGCAUGCUAAAACUUCUGCCAAGUCAAUGCUGUAUACUAUAUAAAAGUAAUGAAUUAUAAAGUACACACAGUGAAAAUAACAAUAGGCUGCUAGAUUAAAUUAUUAUUUGCAUGGACUAAAUCUUUCAGCAUUAGUUCCAUCUCUCCAUAUUCUAAGUACUAAUCAGGAACUGAAGUCUAUUCCAUUCACUACAAGUUUGUGGCCUUGUGAGAAAUCUUCAACAUUAUGAUGGCUGUUUUCAGAUUCUGCCAAAGUUGACUUCAAUCUUUCAUUCCAUUGGGUGCCAACAAUAUAUAUACCAUUCAAGCACUGGGGGCAGUUUAGCCAGCAAUAUCUCUCCCUUAAAAUACGUGGUUUGAUGUCAGUAUAAGAAAAUACCCCCCCCCCCCCAUGGUGCUCUUCUUAUCUUUACAGUUGUUACAACAGUUACUUUAUAAUUGUUUCUGAUUUAGACACAAGGCCAGUGGGGUUAGUGAUACCUUUGACCCCAACACUUGACUGGUAUUUUAUUUUAUCAGUCCUAAAAGGAUAUAAAACAAAGUUGACCUUAGUAAGAUUUGAACUCAGAACAUAAUGUUGGAAGAAAUGUCACUAAGUAUUUUGUCCGGCAUGCUAACAAUCUUGCCAACUUGCUGCCUUAAUAAUAAUAAUAAUAAUGAUAAUGAUAAUAAUAAUAGAAAAGAAUAUUGUUAUUAUCGUAACACUAGUAGCUGAAGACUUUAAGGGUUAAUGUAUAGUAUGUGCUUCCAUACUUGUGCUUUACAAAAAAAUGACAGGAAGAGAUAAUUAUAUGAAAUAAAGAUUGCUUAACCUCUUGAGUAUUGAUAAA
This is a messenger RNA of Octopus bimaculoides (California two-spot octopus), 6098 nucleotides long. RefSeq lists its product as uncharacterized. Gene Ontology annotation, molecular function: GTPase activator activity. Gene Ontology annotation, biological process: signal transduction. The record is from RefSeq and is a predicted model, not a curated record. NCBI's taxonomy places the organism in Eukaryota, Metazoa, Mollusca, Cephalopoda, Octopoda, Octopodidae.